AUGAACCGUCCAGCCAAGCCAGGUUGGAAUAAUGAUAUCCUGACAAUGCGACAUUGCAAGUUUAACUUAUUGAGGGCCUGUGAUGGCUCAGUGAACAAGAGCUCUUCUUAUUAUUAUGGGAGAUGGUUGCUGCCCAAAUUUGUUGCAGAAUCUUCAGAGUCGCAGGACAGGGCACAUUGGCAUCACAUGCCUUGCCUUCUGGCAUUGCCUGAUAUGGGUCACUCUAGUCAUUUCAAUUCCUUGGUAAAAAGAGAAGCAGCAGACAUGGAAAGCUCAUCUGCAGUUCACAUUCCUGUCAGGUCCAUCAGCUUGCCUUCCAGGUUACAGCCAACCUUCCAUAAUAUUGAAUCAGAGUUAAGGAAGCUUAGAUCCUGGGAAUCAACAGUUCCUUCAGGAUCAGAGACAAUUCAACUACGCUUGGUUAGGGUUGCAGGGUUGUACAAUUGCUUACAGGAACUCAUUCACUCUCCACUCACCCAAAAAGCUCUUCACCGUCAUCAAUACCCGAACUUGGUCGAAGAGGCAUUCGAUGGGUCAGUUGAAUUGUUGGAUGUGUGUGGCAAUGCAAGAGACCUUUUCUUUAUGAUGAAAGAGCAUGUAAAUGAUCUUCAAUCGGCUUUGAGGAGAAGGGGUGGAAGUUCAAGCAUUGAAGGCAACAUUCAAGCCUACAUUUGCUUCCGAAAGAAGGUGAUCAAAAAGGACAUCACCAAGUGCAUAAAAACAUUGAAGAGAAUGGAAACUAAUGACAUCGAAUCAUUUCCUGUCAUGGAUUCAGAUCAUCUGUCAUUUCUAGUGAAAGUGAUAAGAGAAGUAAGGGCAAUUACGAGGUCCAUGCUCAGGUCCUUAAUGCUAUUCCUUUCAGUGCCAGUGAUGAAGACUAAGGGUAGUGGGUGGUUAUUGGUUUCCAAGUUAUUGCUAACAAGUGAGAGAAGCCAGAAGACGUUGAAUGAGUUGGGAGCAGUUGAUGCUGCUGUUUACACAAUUCAUGGACAAAUCAGAAGAAAUAAUGAUGAUGCCAAGGUUGAUGUGCAAGAAGUGCAAAAGAGAUUGGAGAGGCUUGAUGGAAGAAUCAAAGGGUUUGAGGGUGAAUUAGAUUGCUUGUUUAGAUGCCUAAUUCAAAACAGAGUGUCUCUUCUUAAUCUUGUCACUCCUUGA
This is a messenger RNA of Tripterygium wilfordii, 1155 nucleotides long. RefSeq lists its product as uncharacterized. Gene Ontology annotation, biological process: root development; shoot system development. The transcript has 6 exons. The record is from RefSeq and is a predicted model, not a curated record. Lineage: Eukaryota; Viridiplantae; Streptophyta; Magnoliopsida; Celastrales; Celastraceae. Bases 1 to 1155 code for a protein of 384 amino acids.